This is a messenger RNA of Penicillium taxi, 918 nucleotides long. RefSeq lists its product as uncharacterized. Lineage: Eukaryota; Fungi; Ascomycota; Eurotiomycetes; Eurotiales; Aspergillaceae. The transcript is spliced from 2 exons. The record is from RefSeq and is a predicted model, not a curated record. The coding region runs from base 1 to 918 and encodes 305 amino acids.
AUGUCAUCUCAUCACUCUCUCUUGGGAACGAAACCCCUUGAACCUAUCUCCACUCUUGCGCCAUUUUCUGGUCUUCUCAUUUCAAUCAUUCUGAUCUUAUUUUUUCUGAUUCGCUUCUACUGUCUCGAGAAACUCCUACCUUGGAUAUACGGUGACCUUUAUGCGAACCUAUCGGAAACAAAUCGUCGAGGAUUUAUCAACCACCAUAUCGCAGGUCCUACAAAAAUCCUCAUAUUGAUUAUUGCGGCAUACCCUUUUAUUAGCGUCACAUUUUGCCACUCUACAUUCCAUACGCCGUUUGCGCCUGGAUCUACUGUCAAAAUGGGAGAUAUUCUUAUAAUUGUGGCACAGAUGUUGAUCGCCAUGUACAUAUUCGAGCUAUUGUAUCGGGUGAAACUCUCUCCCGUUGCGGUUUUGCAUCACACUGGGACUAUUAUCAUCGGGCAGUCAGCUAUUGCGAUUAGCUUGAAGUUGAAAAGAGAGCCAGAUGCUGAUAUUGAGUUCAUUCUCUGCACUGUUUGGGGCGCCUUUGACAUCGUAUCUGAGUUCUUUCCACAUGUUGCCAUAAUUCUAUACCGAGUCUAUCCGAGUAGACACGAGUUUCUCAGUCGAGUCUUCCUACUGUCGUGCGCCAUUACUGCGACGGGUACAUUCUGCGAGACUCUCGUUACAAUGUGGCUCUUUGGGAGUCUAUGGGAUCGCUGGCAGCUAGCUUUUAAGAUAACAACUCCCUUGCUGCAUAUUGCAUUUUCUGCAGCCCAAAUACAUGGAAGUCUGGUGUUUUGGCGUAUGUAUAGGAAGCAGCUGCAGAGAAGGGAGGGGAAUGGCUUUCUGGAUUUAGAAGAGAGCUCCCAGAGCUCCCGGAUCCCAAAGUCCGAAACUCCUCAAAUACCAUCAAUGGUAUUCUUCUCUUCCUAG